Molecule: messenger RNA, 795 nt
Organism: Arachis ipaensis
Lineage: Eukaryota; Viridiplantae; Streptophyta; Magnoliopsida; Fabales; Fabaceae
Product: pathogenesis-related protein 1A-like
Cellular component (GO): extracellular region
Source: RefSeq, a predicted model, not a curated record
UAGCGGCACUACCUCUUGACGCAACGUUUAAGCCAUUAAUUCUCUUAUAAAUACCAAUUACAUAGUAUAACACAAUCACCUUUAGUAAAUUUUGCAAUCAGAGAACAAUAUUAAAAAUGAAGAUAAGUGUGGGACGAAUAAUAAGUUUUGUAAGUGUACUCUUUUGGUGUGUAUCGGCUCAAAAUUCUGAAGAAGAUUAUCUUAAGGUUCACAACGCGGCGCGCAAAGGAGUUGGGGUUAAACCACUGAAAUGGGACAAGGAGCUAGAAUCAUAUGCUCGUGCGCACUUGAAUAAGCACGCUGAAGAUUGCAAGCUGGAGUCAUCGGAAGGUCCUUACGGUGAGAACUUAGUGCUUGGAACUGGUAUUUGGAAAAACCUUACUGGAAAAGAAGUUGUUGAAUUGUGGGUGUCAGAGAAACAAUACUACGAUGAGAAAUCCAACUCGUGCUUAGGUGGUGAUGACGGUGACGACGAUAAAUGUUUUGGUUAUACUCAAGUUGUUUGGAGUACCACUACACAUGUGGGGUGUGCUAGAGUUAGGUGCUACAAUGGAUCAAUCAUGGUUAGUUGUAACUAUAACCCUCCAGGAAACUAUAGAGAUAAACGACCCUACUAAUUAAGUAGCAACAGUGCUAGGAACCAAUAAGGUACUAGUAAAAAAUCAGCCAAAUGUCUUUGGGUGAAUCUAAAAUCUCUACGUGGAUGGUGUUUAUGCUAGGUAUUAGGAUAUUUUUUCUACUAAGUAUCAGAAUGUUUCUUUUUCAUACUAAAUGAAUGGUCUUUUAUAUAUUUUA